Molecule: messenger RNA, 2142 nt
Organism: Dendrobium catenatum
Lineage: Eukaryota; Viridiplantae; Streptophyta; Magnoliopsida; Asparagales; Orchidaceae
Product: DEAD-box ATP-dependent RNA helicase 41
Exons: 4
Coding region: 459-2069 (536 amino acids)
Molecular function (GO): RNA helicase activity; RNA binding; ATP binding
Source: RefSeq, a predicted model, not a curated record
UCGUUAUCGCCGACGCCUAGUUCCUCCAUUUUUCUAUUCUUCUUCCGCGGUUUUCUCAAACGAGGGAGGUUGAAGACGGAUGUAAAUCAGAGGCGGAAGGCGAGGGCAGUGAAAGCUGAAUAUGCAGAGAAAGAAAUAUAACAUUAACAGAGGUAAAGAAGAAAAGAACUGAAGAAAUAAUUAGUAAGCCAAGGCCGAAGAAGCCCUUUGCGUAAGAGCAGGGAAAAGUGGAGGUUCGCAUGCUCUGAUUUUGGAAGAAGUGAAUGCCAAAUUGAAUUGUGGAAGAAUUAGGGUUUUGCUAGGUUGCUGAUUGGAAAGAGUACAAAGUUUAAAUGUAAAGAGGACCUCAGCUGUUGAGAUUCAGAUGCAUCAAUUUAUGCAAACAUUUGUUCCCAUGUCAUUACCAGCCCUCAACUAUUUGUGGAUCAACUCAGAAUUUUCCUUUUUUCACUGAAGAAAUGAAUGCUGAGAAGAACAAGUUGAUGCUUGAAUCUCUUGCUACUGUUGACACAAAUGAAGAAAAUACAGAUAGCCCUGUCAAGGAAAGAUGCAAGGACCAGAGAGAAGCCCUUCCUGGUGAACCACGAUGUGUUAAAUGUGGACGUUAUGGAGAGUAUAUAUGUGAUGAGACUGAUAAUGACAUAUGCAGCAAAGAAUGCAAGCAAAUUCUUCUAUCCGAGAUUACAAAUGAUAAAAAACAAACUUCAAAUAUCAAUACUGUAAAGGUACCUGCAAAUGAUGAGUGCUUUUAUGUCAGGGAUAACAGAUCUCGCACUGAAUCUUUGAACAUCAAUCAGAUUGAAUCUUUAAGGAAAAAACUUGGAAUUCAUAUCAGGGGAGAAUCUGUUCCUGGUCCCAUUUUUUCCUUUUCAUCUUGCAACCUUCCAAAAAAGCUUGAAGAAAAUCUCGAGAAUGCUGGGUAUGAGUUACCCACCCCCAUUCAAAUGCAAGCCAUCCCUGCUGCACUUCUUAAUAGGAAUUUAAUUAUUUCCGCCGACACGGGGUCCGGCAAAACAGCAUCAUUUCUUGUUCCCAUCAUUUCCCUUUGUUCUCGCAUCCCACUUCAACACCUUCGUCCCUGCGACAGAAGGCCACUAGCCAUGGUUCUUGCACCUACAAGAGAGCUUUGCAUUCAGCUGGAGGAUCAAGCCAAAAUUCUUGCCAAGGGUCUACCUUUCAAGACAGCCCUUGUGGUUGGAGGAGUUGCAAUGGCUUCGCAGGUCCAUCGAAUACAAAACGGCAUAGAAUUAAUCAUUGGCACGCCCGGUAGGCUGAUUGAUCUCUUAAGCAAACACAACAUUGAGCUUGAUGAAGUUUCCAUGUUUGUUCUGGAUGAAGUAGACUGUAUUCUUCAGAGAGGAUUCCGAGAUCAAGUGAUGCAGAUUUUCAAAGCACUCUCACAUCCUCAGUUACUGAUGGUUUCUGCAACAAUCUCUCAUGAGGUGGACAAGAUGGCAAGCUUUAUGACAAAGAACUUGACAUACGUGCUGGCCGGAAAUCCCAACAUCCCCACCAGUUCUGUGAAACAAAUUGUCAUUUGGAUUGAAUCCAAGCUUAAGAAGAAAAAGCUUUUUGAGAUUUUGACGAGCAAACAGCACUUCAAACCACCUGUAGUUAUCUUUGUAGCUUCAAGGCUAGGAGCUGAUCUUUUAUCUGAAGCAAUUACUGCUUCUACUGGCUUAAAAGCACUUUCUAUUCAUGGAGAGAAGGCUAUGAGUGAGAGAAGAGAGGUUUUGAGGCUGUUUCUCACAGGGGAAGUCUCCAUUGUAGUCUCCACAGGGAUCUUAGGGCGAGGCAUAGAUCUAUUAAAAGUUCGGCAGGUCGUAAUAUUCGAUAUGCCGACAUCUUUGAAGGAGUAUGUUCAUCAGGUUGGAAGAGCAUCUAGCAUGGGAGAAGAUGGAGCUGCAAUUGCAUUCAUUAAUGAUGAUGACAAGAAGCUUUUCCAGGAGCUUUUUCAUAAUUUAAAAUCUGCCGGAGCUGCCAUUCCAAGAGAGCUUGCAAAUUCGCAUUAUGUAAUGGGUGGCUACCCUAUCGUUAGACAACAAAAGAGAAGAAAAUGUGGUGCUUGAGCCCUCCUGAUUCUUGUGCAGUUGUAGUAAUAUCAGUAGAGAUUCUUUAUACCAUAGAAAACUGGCUUUAGUA